AGCAGGUCAACAAAGAUGGCGGUUUGUUUGAGUCGUGUUGUUGGACCACUUGCCGGGUUAGGGUGUUUGGUUUUGUCAGCGCUGUCGAUCUCCAGGGCCGAGGCAGAGGACAGAGAAGGGAAAGGUUUCCCAACUGACAUAGCUGUGAUUGGAGCAGGGAUUGGUGGUGCAUCAUCGGCAUACUAUCUGAGAAAGCUAUUUGGCAAUGAUGUCUCCAUUGACAUGUACGAACCACAUAAAGUCGGAGGACGCUUAGCUACUGUGAAGAUCGGUGACGAGGAAUAUGAAUCAGGGGGAACCAUCAUCCACCCUAAAAACCAUUACAUGGUGAAGUUUGCUGAAGAACUGGGUUUGAAACACAGAAAGUCCUUCCCCGAUCGCUUUGCACUGUACAACGGACAAGAGUUUGUCUUCACAGAGAGCACAUUCAGUCUUCUCACACUUGUGAAGUUACUAUGGCGAUAUGGAUGGGACUGUGUUCGGCUCAAUCAGUUGAUUGGACGAACUCUGACCCACUUUGAGAAUAUCUACACCCUGCAGGAUGCUGGAAAUGCCUACAGUUCAGUGGAGGAACUGCUCUAUGCCAUGGGUGGAGCCAAGUUUGUCAACAUGACACAGACGUCUAUCACAGAGGGAAUGAAAGAGGAGGGUUUCUCAACAAGGUUCAUCAACGAACUGGCCAUGGCAGCCAUGAGAACAAACUACGGACAAACCGUAGACAUUCCCUACUUUGUAGGUUCUGUAUCGUUGGCAGGGGCGCAGCCAGGUCUGUGGGCGGUGGAUGGAGGGAACAAAAGAGUCCCAGAAGAAUUAGUCAAGACAGCCAAGGCCAAUCUUAUUCCUGGUGAGGUGUCCAAGGUCUCCUUAAAAACAUCAGGAGAUCGUCCUAAGUUUCAACUCCAGUACCAAUUGAAAGACCCUAAUGAUAACCAAAUACUGACAGAACAGAAAGAUUAUGACCUUGUUAUUGUUGCCACCCCACUAAAUGAAGGAAAAAGCAACAUCACAUUUUCUGAUUUUUCCACCCCUCUCCCAGAGAUAAAGGGCAGGUUCCACAGAACUGUGGCCACAUUUGUGCAGGGAAGGUUAAAUGCAGAGUAUUUAGGUAUUUCUGACCCAAAGGCCACUCCUACAUCCAUUCUGACCGUUAAUGCUGACAUUCUAUUCAACAGUAUAGGUAAACACACCCCUAUAACCACUCCUAAAGCCUACACUCCUGUAGGGCCUGACAGUGAGAAUGCUGUGUGGAAAGUUUUCUCCCAGCGCCCACUGACAGACUCAGAGAUUGGUCAGUUAUUUACCGUGGUGAAACAUACCCAGGUUGUUGAUUGGCUGGCAUACCCACACUACACUAUCCCUGGCCAUCUGGGGACCUUUGUCCUCCAUGAGGGGCUGUACUAUGUGAAUGGCAUCGAGUGGGCUGCCUCUGCCAUGGAGAUGAGUGCAAUAGGGGGGAGAAAUGUGGCUCUCCUGUCCUACAACUGGUGGUAUGGGUUAGAUGGGAAGGUUACAGUGUUAGGGGUGCUGCUGACGGCGGAUGCCUUUACUGUAAGCGUGUCGGCGCCGUUCUUCCCGUUCCUCACACACGACUUCUUCCCUUCCCUGAAGAGUAACCAGCUAGGGUAUUAUGCCGGGUUCCUGAUGAGUGCAUUCUUUGCUGGUACGUUUGUGGGAUGCUUCAUGUGGGGGAAACUGUCGGACAUCGUCGGCCGAAGACCUAUACUGCUGUGUGGAGUGACGGGCCUGAUGCUGUCCAUUUUCAUGUUGGGAUUCAGCUUCUCCUUCGCGUGGGCCGUCGGUGUGCAAUUUUUCGGAGGGUUUCUGAAUGGGAAUCUGGGCGUGGCCAAGACGUACUUAUACGAGAUUUGUUCUCCAAGGUUUCAUUCACUUGCCUUUUCCAUCGUCUGGAUCCUCCCUUCUGCGGCGCGGUUUGUGGGUCCGGUGCUGGGCGGAUUUUUGGCCUGCCCGGCGACAAGAUUCCACUCUUUUUCCCAGCCGUUCUUCAAGCAGUUCCCGUACAUGCUGCCCUGUACCGUGGUGGCAGUCCUGCUAUUGUUUAUUCUGAUAGGCGGCUGCAUUUUUCUUGACGAAUCUCUGCACAAGAAGCCUGAAGACGAAUACAUCACACUCAGCCCCAUCUCACCCGCAGACGGGACGGAACACGACAAAGAAAAGCACCCCCGCCCCCAGGACUCCACGUGCAGCCUGCUGCGGGACAGACUGGUGCUGAUCCCCUGUGCGCUGUACGCUCUCUUCGCACUGACGGAAAUCUGUGCAUUCCAACAGCUGCUACCCCUCCUCCUGGUGUCCGACUCCCAGCAUGGCGGCUAUAACUUCGACUCAGCAGAGAUUUCAAUUGUUCUUACGACCACCGCCAUUUACAGUCUUGUUACGCAGGCGACACUCAUUCCUUUUAUGGCGUCCAAGAUGCCCUACAAGACCCUGUACGUAUCCGGAGUUGUUCUGUACGCAGCAGGAGUCGCCUUGCUUCCGUCCAUGGUCAACAUCACGGGGCCCAUUAAAGGUCCACUCCUCUCCACGGUCCUCAACCAAACAGCGAACUCUACCGAUAUUCCCUUGAACUUCACUGAGAAUCCAUAUCCCACAUUACCCGCUUUGGUAGAAAUGAAUGUGACCGCGAGACCAGUUACCGGCCAGUGUCAGAUCGCCGGGGACAGGAGGCAGACCUCCCAGGUCCCGGCCUCAGAAGUUCCCGCCAGGGUUUGGGGCCCUCUGCUUUUCUGCAUGUUGCUAGAGCAGGCCAGCUGCCAAGCGUACAUGGCCGCCAUUGUGAUGGUGGGAAACGCUGCUUUUCAAUCGUCCCGGGGAACUGUGAACGGCAUCGCGCAGACCCUGGCGGCCCUGUCCCGGCUUGUCGGGCCGGCUGUGAGCGCCAACCUCUUCGCAUGGACCACCGAUAAUGGACUGCCCUGGCCGCUGGACCACCACAUGUCCUUCUACCUCCUGGUGGUGUCCUGUCUCCUCAUGGCGUUCCUCUGCACCAGACUACCGGCCGCCAGCAACCUGCCCAGGGCCGCGGCGGGGAACGGCGGCCAGGCAUGGCCGGAGGAACACAGCGGAAGGAGGGAGGCGGGAGACGAUGAAGAGAAACAAAGUAUACAUGUUCAGACAAGCGAGGACAAAACGUGGAUUGAAGGCAUAGAUGAUGAAGAUGAUUUUGAAACAGAUCAAUUACUUACCUCAAAUAUAACAUAGACUGCGCGUUAAUAAUCAAGUUGUAAGUUCGUUUAGGUAUGAUAUGAUUAAAUAUUGUAAGUUAUCUAU
Messenger RNA from Branchiostoma belcheri (Belcher's lancelet), 3285 nucleotides. RefSeq lists its product as uncharacterized. Gene Ontology annotation, biological process: prenylcysteine catabolic process; prenylated protein catabolic process; transmembrane transport. The record is from RefSeq and is a predicted model, not a curated record. Gene Ontology annotation, molecular function: transmembrane transporter activity; prenylcysteine oxidase activity. NCBI's taxonomy places the organism in Eukaryota, Metazoa, Chordata, Leptocardii, Amphioxiformes, Branchiostomatidae.